Messenger RNA from Argentina anserina (silverweed cinquefoil), 2178 nucleotides. RefSeq names its product L-type lectin-domain containing receptor kinase IX.1-like. The record is from RefSeq and is a predicted model, not a curated record. Gene Ontology annotation, cellular component: plasma membrane. Gene Ontology annotation, molecular function: carbohydrate binding; protein kinase activity; ATP binding. Lineage: Eukaryota; Viridiplantae; Streptophyta; Magnoliopsida; Rosales; Rosaceae. Bases 118 to 2178 code for a protein of 686 amino acids. Gene Ontology annotation, biological process: protein phosphorylation. The transcript has a single exon.
ACGAAGUUUUGAAUCAGGACAACAAUAUAGUGGAGCUACCUAGGCCUCUCCAUCCAAAUAACUAAGCAUAUCCUUCUUCCUUCAAUUCUUUCCUUUCUAAAUGCAGGCCUUGUAACAAUGGCGCUCUUCAACUCAGUUUCACACCUCCAAACACAAAUGUUCCCCUCUCUUCUCAUUAGCAUCUUUCUUUUCCCUUACCUUCUGCAAAAUGUUGUGUCAGUUUCCUUCAACUUUAGCAAUUUUACUCCGAAUAUGAAUAAGUUGCAUUUCGAAGGUGAUGCAUUUCCUUCAUCAGGAGUUUUACAACUAACAAAGAAUCAAGUUGAUGGUCCGCUCACUAGUAGCACCGGUCGAACUUCCUACGCUCAACCUGUGCGCCUUUGGGAUGCCAGCACGGGGAAGCUCACUGACUUCACCACUCAUUUUUCAUUUGUCAUGAAAGCAGUAGAUGAGUCAUACUCUGGUGAUGGCAUAUCUUUCUUCAUUGCACCAUUUGAUUCACAGCUCCCUUCCAAUUCUAGUGGUGGGUUGCUUGCACUAGUUAGCUAUGAUACUGCUUUUGAUGCUUCCAAAAAUAAAUUUGUUGCUAUUGAGUUUGACAGCAAUGAAGAUAAGUGGGAUCCAAGUGAUAAUCAUGUAGGGAUUGAUGUCAAUUCAAUUGUCUCCGUGACUAAUAUCACAUGGAAAACCACCAUAAAAAAUGGAUCAGUAGCAAAUGCAUGGGUAAGUUAUAACUCGAUCACCCAUAAUUUGACUGUUUUUUUAACUUACGCCAAAAAUCCUACAUUCACUGGUGAGAAUUGUAGCCUUUCGUACGUAGUUGAUUUGAGGAAUGAGUUGCCUGAGAAAGUGAGAGUUGGUUUCUCUGCCGCCACGGGUUAUUUGAUCGAAGUACACAACAUUCUGUCCUGGUCAUUUAGUUCAAGCUUGGAGAGUAAUAAUGGAGCAAACAAAGUGAAGUUGGCAGCUGGUCUAGGCAUUGGUUUUGGUGUCUUAACUUGCGGACUAGUUCUGUUCUGGUUAACCAGAUGGAGAAAGAAGGCUGCCAACAGAGAUGACGAUUAUGACAUGUCUAUGGAUGAUGAAUUUGACAAAGGAACGGGGCCUCGGAGGUUCACCUACCGCGAAAUAAGCCGUGCAACAAACAGCUUUGCUGAAGGAGGGAAGCUUGGAGAGGGAGGCUUUGGGGGUGUCUUCAAGGGUUUGUUGAGUGAAUCCAACACAGAAGUUGCUGUGAAGAGAGUGUCUAGAACAUCAAAGCAGGGGAAAAAGGAGUACGUGGCGGAAGUGAGGAUCAUCAGUCGAUUAAGGCACAGAAAUUUGGUUCAACUAAUUGGUUGGUGCCAUGAAAAAGGUGAGUUUCUUCUUGUGUAUGAGAUCAUGCCAAAUGGGAGUCUUGAUUCCUAUUUGUUUGGAAAGAGCUACAGUCUAAGUUGGCCGGUGAGGUACAAAAUAGCACUUGGCUUGGCCUCGGCUGUUUUGUACCUUCAUGAGGAAUGGGAGCAAUGUGUGGUGCAUAGAGAUAUCAAGUCAAGCAAUGUGAUGCUGGAUGCAAAUUUUAAUGCCAAGCUUGGCGAUUUCGGGCUUGCAAGGCUUGUAGACCAUGAGUUGGGUUCACAAACAACUGUCUUGGCAGGCACAAUGGGGUAUCUAGCCCCAGAGUGUGUCACAACUGGUAAGGCUAGCAAAGAAUCUGAUGUUUAUAGCUUUGGGGUAGUUUCCCUUGAAAUCAGUUGCGGAAGAAAACCAGUUGAAGCCAAAGCAGAAGCAAGCAAAGUGAGGCUUGUGGAGUGGGUUUGGGAUCUCUACGGGAAAGGCCAAAUACUUGAAGCUGUUGAUGAGAGGUUGAGGAUGAUAUAUGAUGAGAAGGAAAUCAAGUGCUUGAUGGUUGUAGGGUUAUGGUGUUGCCACCCUGAUCCCACUGUUCGACCUUCGAUUAGGCAAGUGAUCAAUGUUCUCAGUUUUGAAGCUCCAAUGCCAAGCCUCCCAUCAAAGUUGCCUGUGCCGAUGUACUUUGCUCCGUUGGAUAUGUGCCAGUUCUCUUAUACAUCAUCUAAGUUGACAGGGUCAUCGGUUCAGGAUCGGACUCAUUGUUCUUGUUCUACUUGCUCUACAUUCAAUUCAUCAGCAGCAGGAUCUUCAAAAGCUUUGUUGAAGUUGAACAAAUCUAUUUUGUAG